AUCGGACGGUGUAGGAUAUCUCGCGACUCGCUCCGAGAUGCAACAUAUUUUGCACCACCCUGUACGUUCGAAAGGAAAUCUUUUUCUUCCCUUUUCGAGAUACGGGGAGAACGGGAAGAUAAUCCACUCGACGCUCGGAACACGCCACCCGUAGCACCGACGAGCGAUGACCGCUCCGGACGCGACCGUGAAGCACGUGCCCCUUCGAGACGUGAGCGCGGUGGUGGACGACGACGACCCCGACGACGAUACCCCGGGGUCACCCCUCGUACCGAGGAAGCGGGGUCGAGUCAGGACGGGACCGCGACUGAGGAAGCGGGUCGUCACCAAGAACGGGGAAAUCAACGUCUUGCAGGAGAACCUCGACAGUCUUCACAGCCGAUUCCUCGCCGAUAUCUUCACCACCCUCGUCGAUGCCAGAUGGCGGUGGACCCUCUUCGUCUUUGCAGCGAGCUUCCUCUUCAGUUGGUUGGUGUUCGGGGUCGUGUGGUGGUUCAUCGCGUUCUCGCACGGCGACAUGGAACCGGAAGCUCAAGAAGACGAGAAUUGGAAGCCCUGCGUCGUCUCCAUCCGCGACUUCACCUCCUGCUUCCUCUUCAGUUUGGAGACGCAGCACACGAUCGGAUACGGGUAUCGCCACAUCACCGAAAAAUGCCCCGAGGCCGUCGUCACCUUGUGCCUUCAGUCGAUCGUCGGAGUCAUGAUCCAGGCCAUGAUGGUAGGAGUGGUUUUCACGAAGCUGUCCCGACCGAAGAAGAGAGCCGCGACGCUGCUCUUCUCGCAGCACGCGGCCAUCUGCCUUCGGAACGGGCAGUUGGUCCUCGUAUUCCGGGUCGGAGACAUGCGGAUACGCUCGCACAUCGUUCAGAGCACGGUGAGAGCCCAAUUCAUCCGUCAUCGGGUGACGCAGGAGGGCGAGGACGUCACGUACGUACCGACGGAGCUGAACCUGGGCGCCGACCCGCGCGAGGACCGGUUGUUCUUCAUCUGGCCGGUGGACGUCGUGCACACCAUCGACCGAUCCAGCCCCUUCUACGAACUCAGCGCUUCGGAUCUCCUCAAGGAUCGCUUCGAACUCGUCGUGAUUCUCGAUGGGAUCAUCGAGUCGACGGGCCAGACCACCCAGGCCCGAUCGUCCUACCUCCCCAACGAGAUACUCUGGGGACACCGAUUUCAGCCGAUGGUCACCUACGACCUGGAGUCCGGGUCUUAUACCGUCGACUAUCGGGGCUUCGAUAAGACUUACGAGGUCGACACCCCUCUGUGUUCCAUGAAAGAGCUCGACGAAUACUACAAGACGCAUGGAAUGACUUCGACUGGUUUUCACAGUCGUUAGCUCUAUCACAAUUUUUUUUUUAAACAUUGGAUAUACUGUGCUGGAAAUAUGAACAAUCGGCAGAGUAACGAUUCACUAUAUGGCAAGGAAAUAAAUCUCCUUUCGAGCGAGUGG
Molecule: messenger RNA, 1450 nt
Organism: Darwinula stevensoni
Lineage: Eukaryota; Metazoa; Arthropoda; Ostracoda; Podocopida; Darwinulidae
Source: the annotation of a GenBank genome assembly